This is a messenger RNA of Fusarium odoratissimum NRRL 54006, 1428 nucleotides long. RefSeq lists its product as uncharacterized. Gene Ontology annotation, cellular component: CURI complex; UTP-C complex. Gene Ontology annotation, biological process: ribosomal small subunit assembly; rRNA processing. The transcript has 2 exons. The record is from RefSeq and is a predicted model, not a curated record. Lineage: Eukaryota; Fungi; Ascomycota; Sordariomycetes; Hypocreales; Nectriaceae. Bases 32 to 973 code for a protein of 313 amino acids.
CUCCAGUUGCUCAUCAACCGCAUUGAUCAAGAUGUCUCCCGUCGAAGAAACCGGAGACCAGUUCUCCGUCCUCUCAAUAAAGAUCCCCGCCACACCGUCAUACCCAGAGACCGCCAUUCACGAAGUUCGUAUACGAAAAAAUGCGCCCAAGAUACCUACCGCCAACGAUUCACGAAGUCUAUUCCUCAAGAACAUUCCCGCAGACAGUACAGAACCUCACUUUCGCGCUGUCUUUACACAACUUGUAGGCGCUGGGCGCUUUGAGGGUAUUACCUUCGAAGACGAAUCACGGACGCUGCUACCUAUUGAUCCUGCGCAAGCCACAAAAGUUGCAGGCUUUGCGAAAAAGAGAAAACGCGGCGACGUCGAGGCAGAAGAGCGGGAGCGAGAAGAGGAAGCUGCGCAAUUACCGCAGAUCUGGUCGCGGCGCGUGCAACGCAGCAGCAGCACAGCAAUUGUGCUUCUCGCAGACGAGAAGAGUGUGCAACUAGUCCUCAAGGCUAUCGCAAAGCUACAGAAGAGUAAAAAGUAUCCUACAUGGGGUAGCGAUCUCUCCGACGACGUGCCCUCCCUCGGCUCAUCAUGGAUCGCAUCGCAUCUGCAACUUUCGCGUGUCGACAAGCCAGCCACCCAAAAGGCCGUCCACGCCUUCUUCACUGCAUUCAACCGCAAGGAGAAGGAGGCUAUCGAGCUGGCUAAGCGACUGCGCAAUGAGCCAGACGAGGAUGGUUUCGUCACAGUGACUCGCGGUGGACGGGCCGCUCCCGCCAGCCGAAACGAGGCCGAGGAAGCCAAGCGCAGAAUGAUCGAGAGGGAUACCAAGAAGAAGUCUGAAACCAAGGACUUCUACCGCUUCCAAAUGAGAGAGCGACGCAAGGCGGAGCAGAUGGCUUUGAUGAAGAGAUUCCAAGAGGAUAAGAGAAAGGUGGAAGCGAUGCGGGAAAAGAGGGGCAAAUUCCGACCAGAGACAUGAGACGCUUGGUAAAGCUACGGUUCAUCUGUUUCUAGAGCAUGUCAAGCUCGGUCUACACAAGGGUACUGUUUCAAAGAUAUCCAUGUUGACGCGCAACUUAUACCCGAGUCAUUCUGGCUUCUCGUAUUCUGACCAUUGCGACUCAACACAUCCCGCCAUCGCCGCUCGGAUCAACACCCUUAAGUCUGAUAAGGGUCCAGGAGGAGAUGCAAAUUUUGCCACGAGGCAACAUUCGGGCCUUUGGUUUCUACCACGUUUUAACUCUGUCUCGCCUCGACCAAGAAGCUAUCAAGGCGGGGAGGACCUUGUCAGAAAGAGGAGAUAGAAAAUAUAGAAUCAGUGCGGCUUCAGAGCUCGACCAAGUUUCAGACUAAGAUUUUGAGUUGACAGUGCAUGUUAUGCCAGCAGCUACCUAUGUCUGCUUCAAUGUCAAGUUGUCCAUGGAAACAAUGCAC